Molecule: messenger RNA, 2942 nt
Organism: Siniperca chuatsi (mandarin fish)
Lineage: Eukaryota; Metazoa; Chordata; Actinopteri; Centrarchiformes; Sinipercidae
Gene: tmc8
Product: transmembrane channel-like 8
Exons: 16
Coding region: 270-2393 (707 amino acids)
Cellular component (GO): plasma membrane
Molecular function (GO): mechanosensitive monoatomic ion channel activity
Source: RefSeq, a predicted model, not a curated record
UCAGCCACAGUCAGUCUAUGUGUGGACAGAUUGUACAUCUCCACCUGCCAGAAAGUGGCCAGCAGGACUUGAGGAACUACACUAACUCCAGAUCGGCCGCUCAGGGGUCUUCACUUCAGUGUGGCGUUGAUAUUUUGAUGCAGAUUGCGGAAGUAACUUUUUUCAGAAGUUUAAGUUGUAGCGUUGGAGGAGAUGUUUGACUUUUAUGUGAAGCGAGAAGACUGGUGUUUAAACAUUUGUUAUUAAAGAGGAAGUGCAAGGAGAAAAAAAUGGAGGAGCCUAAUACUGUCAACUUCAUGAGACUCCUGUCAGAUGAGAGCACUCAUUCCACGCUGUCGUCGGACUCCUGCGAGUACUAUCAGACAGAGAUAUUUGAUCAGCUGCCCAGCGUCCAGGCCAUCCGGCCCGAGCAGAACAAACAGGGUUUUUGGGAAUCCUGCCAGGCCAGCCAAGGUGGCCCAGAGCCGGGGGAGAAGAUCAGCCAUGGCCACCUGUCCAGAGGACCCAAAGACAAGACAUCUACACAGCCGCUCAGGAACCUGGUCAUAUGUAUUCAGGGGAAGAGAGAAACCAGGGACAGAAGGAAGAUGCAAAUCAGCAAUAUUGGUUUUUGGGAGUCCUGGCGGCGGAGCCAGAGCAUCAACAGGAAGAGGGUUUGGGCACAGAUGGUAGGAGCUCUAUCAGGCCUGCUGCCAUGGCAACACACUCUCCACAUCAUUGAAGGCAGGUUUGGAGUUGGCGUGAAGGCUUACUUUGUUUUCCUCAGAUAUCUGGUUUACUUGAAUUUACUUCACUGUGCUCUAAUCUGGGGUUUCAUUCUGGGGCCUACAACAUUUUAUGGCAGAAGCAACAGCAGUGAACCCUUGAGGUUUGGAGGCAAUGACUCUGUUUUGGAUUUCUUCCUGGGAUCGGGCUACGUGGAUCGUUCUCCCGUCUUCCUUGGUUUCUACACUCGUGGAUCCCUGAAUUUGCCGUGCUUGAAUACACCUCUGUUGUACCUCGCUGGAAUCCUCACCAUCCUCUUCCUCAGUCUCAUCAUGGUGGUCCGUAGAAUGACAGUUGGCUACAAGCACACCUGGAUGCUGGGGAAGCGUUACAGUACGAAUGUGAGCUAUAAGAUCUUUUGUGGUUGGGACUUCACCAUCCAGGACCCUUCUGCUGCUACUCUCAAACACAGCUUCAUCAGGAAUGAUAUGAAGCUGUUCCUGGAGGAGCAGAGUUUCUCCCUGCGCAAGGCUCAGAGGACACUUAGUCAGCGGGUGCUUCUCUUCCUGCUCAGGUUCAUCCUCAACCUGCUCGUUCUGUCUCUGCUGGGUGGAGCCUUCUACCUUAUCUACUUCGCCACAGAAAUAUCACUGAAGGAGAGUGUGCACUCCUUUUCUGGUUUUCGUCUGGUCCUCCAUUACCUCCCUCCUAUCAUCCUCACCUUUGUCAACUUGUUCCUCCCUGAAAUGUUCCGCAAGAUCUCAUCUUUCGAAGACUACUCUUUCACCACGCAGGUCAAUGUCACGCUUGUGAGGAUCAUCUUCUUGAAACUGGCCUCACUGGGGAUCUACUUAUUCUUCGUCUUCUCAACAACAGAACAUCAGCAUCACAGGGAUAACACGUUUGGUAGAGAGAUGUACAAGUUGUGCAUCUUCAACUUCCUCGCCACUUUCUGCUACACCUUUCUCUUCAACUAUCCCAUGAAGUUGGUGCAGGAGAAGUACCCCUCAUCCUUGCUGGCCCGGUUGUUGGGGAAACAGCACUUCCUGAUCCCUUUCAAUGUGUUGGAUCUGGUGUACAGUCAGACAGUGUCCUGGGUGGGAGUCUACUACUGCCCUCUGCUGCCUCUGAUAGGAACUGUCACACUGACGGCCAUGUUCUACAUCAAAAAGUUCAUGGUCCUGCGGUGCUGUGUGGCAGAGCAGAGAAUGUUUCGAGCCUCCAGCUCCUCCGUUUUAUUCCACUUCAUGUUGCUGCUCGGUCUCCUCAUGGCUGCAACCACACUAGGCUUCAACUUCUACCAGCAAGACAGAACUAUGACCUCCUAUGGUCCAUUUGGAAAUGGAGAAACUGUGUUUAAUGUGACAAGAGUGUGUGUGGACAGUCUCCCGAAGCUGGCACAGACCGUUCUCCACUACCUGUCCUCUGAGGCCUUCGCCCUGCCGCUCAUACUAGCUGAGAUUAUAAUCCUAACCUCCUAUUUGUCACGGGGACGAGCCAAUCAGAAGGCCAUCGAGAGACUGAAAGACAUGCUGGUCAUGAGCAGCUCAGAUAAGCGUUUCCUGGUGAAACAGCAUGCCAUGAUGCUCAGACGUCAGAGAAACACCCCCAGAGUCCAUUCUGCAGCCAUCAAAGAGGAUGUUCCCCUCAACCACUGGAAGGACCCCCCCUCUACUCAUCCUAACUGAUUAAAGCCCCCAAGCUGUCUGUCAGGCCUGUCCAUCCACAGACUCACACUUAAAAAUAAAGCCUUGCUUUGGCCGACCACAGCUGGGUGGAGGCCUGGGGGUGGCUGAAAAAUAAAAGCAGACUGAUGAACUCUCACUUUUCCAGUUACAUGACAUAAAAAGAUAAGAAAAAGUGGUGACCUUUUAAUUUACUUAAUAUAAUGCAUUUUCUUAAUCUUAGUCACAUGUGCACAUAUUUUCUAUGAGAUUGAACAUUUUGAUUAUUAUUUUAUGGCCCUCAUGAGUUUGUUAAGCCUGAUUUAUAGCCAGAGUUCAAACUUUUUGCUUUUUAAACAGUAAAUGAAUAAUUUAUGCAUAUGAAUAUAAUUUUAGUCAUCAUUUCUAGGAUGGUGGUAGUAUUUAGUUGUGUUCCAAAAUGUUAUUUACCUGUAUUCAAUGAACUGUGAAUGUUUUUCAAAUAUCCUGCUGAUUAAUCCUUUGUGGUUUGUGCAUUUUAUUAAGCUUUAUUUGUGUUCAGCAUCGCACAGAUCAUUAAAAUGAAACCAAACA